Messenger RNA from Delphinapterus leucas (beluga whale), 4041 nucleotides. The record is from RefSeq and is a predicted model, not a curated record. NCBI's taxonomy places the organism in Eukaryota, Metazoa, Chordata, Mammalia, Artiodactyla, Monodontidae.
GGGUGUAUGAGUGGGUGGUUAGCCGGUGGUGGCUUCAGGCUGGGGGCUCGGGCUGCAGAUAAGCCCAAGUUAGUUUCUCGGACCCCAGUUCUUCAUCUAGAACCAGCUGUCUGUCGGCUUUGGGAGCAGAGACCUUGCAGGUGGCCUGUGCCUCCACACCCGUCAGCACAUCCCCAGAGUCUGAAGAGGCGCAGGGGCCCGUACCCUGCUCAGGGCAGCGGCGGCGAUGCCGGACCCCGCGGCGCACCUGCCCUUCUUCUACGGCAGCAUCUCGCGCGCCGAGGCCGAGGAGCACCUGAAGCUGGCGGGCAUGGCCGACGGGCUCUUCCUGCUGCGCCACUGCCUGCGCUCUCUGGGCGGCUAUGUGCUCUCGCUCGUGCACGACGUGCGCUUCCACCACUUCCCCAUCGAGCGCCAGCUCAACGGCACCUACGCUAUUGCGGGCGGAAAAGCGCACUGCGGCCCCGCUGAGCUCUGCGAGUUCUAUUCGCGCGACCCAGACGGGCUGCCCUGCAACCUGCGCAAGCCGUGCAACCGGCCGUCGGGGCUCGAGCCGCAGCCCGGGGUCUUCGACAGCCUACGCGAUGCCAUGGUGCGCGACUACGUGCGCCAGACUUGGAAACUAGAGGGCGAGGCCCUGGAGCAGGCCAUCAUCAGCCAGGCCCCUCAGGUGGAGAAGCUCAUUGCCACGACGGCUCACGAGCGGAUGCCCUGGUACCACAAAAGCCUGACGCGCGAGGAGGCGGAGCGCAAACUCUACUCAGGCUCACAGACGGACGGCAAGUUCCUGCUGAGACCCCGGAAGGAGCAGGGCACCUAUGCGCUGUCUCUGAUCUAUGGGAAGACUGUGUACCACUACCUCAUCAGCCAGGACAAGGCGGGCAAAUACUGCAUUCCCGAGGGGACCAAGUUUGACACGCUCUGGCAGCUGGUGGAGUACUUGAAGCUGAAGGCUGACGGGCUCAUCUACUGCCUAAAGGAGGCCUGUCCCAACAACAGCGCCAGCUCAGAGGCCGCUGCUCCCACACUCCCCGCCCACCCAUCCACAUUCACCCAGCCUCAGAGACGGAUCGACACGCUCAACUCAGAUGGAUACACCCCUGAACCAGCAUGCCUAGCGUCCUCAGAGAAGCCGCGAUCAAUGCCCAUGGACACCAGCGUGUACGAGAGCCCCUACAGCGACCCCGAGGAGCUCAAAAACAAGAAGCUCUUCCUGAAGCGCGAGAACCUCCUCAUGGCUGACAUAGAACUUGGCUGCGGCAACUUUGGCUCCGUUCGCCAGGGCGUCUACCGCAUGCGCAAGAAGCAGAUCGACGUGGCCAUCAAGGUGUUGAAACAGAACACAGAGAAGGCGGACAAGGAUGAGAUGAUGCGGGAGGCGCAGAUCAUGCACCAGCUGGACAACCCCUACAUCGUGCGGCUCAUCGGCGUCUGCCAGGCCGAGGCCCUCAUGCUGGUGAUGGAGAUGGCGGGCGGUGGGCCACUGCACAAGUUCCUGCUUGGGAAGAAGGAGGAGAUCCCCGUCAGCAAUGUGGCGGAGCUGCUGCACCAGGUGUCCAUGGGCAUGAAGUACCUGGAGGAGAAGAACUUUGUGCACCGUGACCUGGCGGCCCGCAACGUCCUUCUGGUCAACCGGCACUACGCCAAGAUCAGUGACUUUGGUCUCUCCAAGGCACUGGGUGCUGAUGACAGCUACUACACCGCUCGCUCGGCGGGGAAGUGGCCGCUCAAGUGGUACGCGCCUGAGUGCAUCAACUUCCGCAAGUUCUCCAGCCGCAGUGACGUCUGGGGCUACGGGGUCACCAUGUGGGAAGCCUUCUCCUAUGGCCAGAAGCCCUACAAGAAGAUGAAGGGCCCCGAGGUCAUGGCCUUCAUCGAGCAGGGCAAGCGGAUGGAGUGCCCCCCAGAGUGUCCGCCCGAAAUGUACAAGCUCAUGAGCGACUGCUGGACCUACAAGUGGGAGGACCGUCCAGACUUCCUGACCGUGGAGCAGCGCAUGCGCACCUACUACUACAGCUUGGCAAGCAAGGCCGCGGACCCUGCGGCCGAGGCUGCGUGUGUCUGAGCUCCUGCCUGCCGGCCCCUACGCCCCAGCUUUUCCUCCUGUGUCCUCAGCUCCCUCCCAGGACCUCCAGUCUGGCUGAGCCCAGCUCAGUUUCUCUCCCCCACACCAGCUGGGCUGUGAGAAGGGGGACAGCUCAGGCCUCCGGCCUACACUGGUCUAGUAUUCCCUGCCUGGUCACCUGGCCCCUCUGGCUGGGGUAGGAGGCCGAGACCCAGGCAAGGUGGUCCUGGGCUGGAAUCUACUGGGAGGCCCUGAGCUGAGGGGGCGUUGCUUACAGCAAGGACCCUCCUUCCUCUGGGCCCAGAAGGGCGGACUCCCGGAGUUCUCAGGUGGCAAGACCCCAAUCAUUGGAAUAAACGCAGCUUCUCUCUUGUCUGAGAUCCCUCAUCUUUCUGGGGUGAGGGACGGGGGGACCAGGAAAGGGGCUGGGUCAUCGGAAGGGGUCCAUGAGAAGUGCCUGAUGGUGCAACGAACGGGCAUUCCAAUAUUUGAUACAGCUUUUCUCGUGUGGGCCUGGGGGGUGGGGGCCCUUGUGCCCCGGGGACAUCUUUACCAGCGUGAGGGGCUGCAGCAGGUGAGCGUGGGGACUUAGGGGCCGCGUGCCUGCUGGCCACUCAGCUCCCCGAGCCUCACGGACGGCGUGAGACAGGUGCUGCCCGUGUUCGCGGCGUGUUAUCAUCACCUGGAGAGAGUUUAACACACGCGGAUCCCGCCCCAGCCCGUGCAUUUUAACGUCUCUUCAGGUGAUUCUAUCAUUCGGCCCCUUCUCAGCUGCCUCCCCUUCCUCCCUGGGCCCGGACAGUCACAGCUGGGAAUCCUUAUUACCUGAUGCCCCGAGGGCCGGCUCAGUCCCGCUCAGGAGAAGACCCGGCUCCAAGUGCUGCUUCGGUGUCCCCACAUGAACUGGGGUGUUGGAGCACAGAACCCGGUGAAGGUCGGGUGAAGUGGAGCCAGGCCCCUGCAUUUCUUUUCCGGACUUGCUCGGCUGCAGUUGGCCCCCAUGCCCUGCAAUACCUCCUCCUCUUGGCCUGGCCCCGAAGAGCCACGGGCUCCAGGGCGGCCAUGCAACCCACUCAGCGCCAGGGAGAGGCAAGGAGAUUUUCUGCGGCUUCUGAGAAGGUAGAUUUUCUUUCUUUUUGUUUGUGGAGCUCUAGAAAGCCUGGGGCUGUUUUGUGGCACUGUGGGGUGGGGUGUGGGGACUGGGGCUUGAGGCCCAGGCUGGUGACGCCCGAGAGGAGACCCCAGAACCUUGGUGAUGUGAGUGCGUUGUCGAAACCAGGAAAUUGACAUUGGGGUUAUUAACUUAGGUACGGACCUUGCUCUGAUUUUACCGCUCACGGAGUUUUAAUAAUUCAUGGGUAAGCUUCAUGUUAGCGUAUCCUUUAAUGAACUUUGUAUUCUACCUGGAAAGUAGCUCAGAGAGCCCCUAGUUAUAGAGUCAGCUCCAGACACACGAAGACUCUCAGCUCUGUGUUUGUUUGGAGACUAAAUCUGUAAUGGUUUGCAAUUGUUUGAGGGUCUCCAAGCCCUGCCAGACGGUAUCUUCCUGCAUUUAGAUUCGAAACAGAUGAGCAGAGCACAACGAUUGUAAAGAUUAAGACACAAACUCAGUUCCUUCCAUUUUGUCAUUCUCUGCAGCCGCUUGAAGGUUUUGUGUUUAAAAUGUAAAACAGUGAAGUUUGCAAGCCAUGCGAUAUAUUUUUAGUUGGUAAAUGCACGUAUUAGUUCAUAAGCUAACUGUAUUACUGACUUUGAAUAGCACUAUUAAAAUGCAAAAAUUGUUUUUUAACUAAUUGUUUUAAAACUAAUGAACAAAUAAAGAAAAUUACAUCAAUGGUACAGUUUCGUGGCUUCUGAAAUUGUACUGUUUGCAGAUAUUUCAGUUUUAUUAAAUCCACGUGUUAGUUACUGGAUAAUUAUUUACGUCGUUACAUAAAGUAUUGUGUCAGAAGGGAAAUACAUUUUCGUUGUCUGCA